UCUUCCCGGAACUUCCUGUGUCCUGAGCUUGUGGAUGGCGUCACAGCGAACCUGAGCAGCCUUGUGGACCUUGACAAUGGCCAAGAACAAAUUAAAAGGGCAGAAGUCCAGGAAUGUAUUUCAUAUAGCUAGCCACAAAACUUUCAAGGCUAAAAACAAGGCAAAACCAGUUACUACUAAUCUUAAGAAGAUAAACAUUAUGAAUCAUGAAAAAGUCAACAGAAUGAACAGAGCUUUUGUAAAUAUACAGAAAGAACUUGCAAACUUCUCCAAAAGCCUUUCUCUUAAAUCUGUGCAGAAAGAGCUGAAGCACCGUGAAAAUGAACCAGCUAAUGUUGAUGAAGCGACACAACUAAUGGCUCAGUUGUAAUACAGAGAAAGUGCAUCACAUUCCCCCAAAGAUCAAUAAAUUCAAUGUUUCAUACAA
Mus pahari (shrew mouse) is the source of this 427-nucleotide messenger RNA. It is a transcript of the gene Rbis, whose product is annotated as ribosomal biogenesis factor. Gene Ontology annotation, biological process: ribosome biogenesis. Gene Ontology annotation, cellular component: nucleolus. NCBI's taxonomy places the organism in Eukaryota, Metazoa, Chordata, Mammalia, Rodentia, Muridae. The coding region runs from base 77 to 370 and encodes 97 amino acids. The record is from RefSeq and is a predicted model, not a curated record. The transcript has 4 exons.